AUGGAGGCGAUUACAAUUGGAUGGAGAAAACAAACACCCGGUAGAAUCGAAAUUGGGCCAAGACAGAAACAAACUCAGAAGCCUGUAUUGCACCAAACAGCACUUAGAAGACAACACCAACCACAGCAACCGGUAAAUAUUUUUCGUACAGAACCAGUGGUACCUAAUAAGGUGCACUUUCAAGAACAUCCUUAUGCACUACUUGCCCAACCAACCUUCAGUUCAAAAUCAUCAUCUGAUUCUGCUUUUCAAGUCGAAAUGUAUAACGAGCGGCGACUUUGUAGCGUACGAGCAGCCGUUGCUACAUUUAUUAUUGCUAUUCUAAUUAUAAUAGCUGCAGGUGUUUCGGUUGGGAUUGUAUUUGCUGCUAUAAAUUCUUCAGGUUCAUCGGGCAGUGGAAGUGGAAGUGACAAUAAGAAUUCAUAUACGACAAUAACAUUAGGAUCAGUAACCAGCAGCGUUAUUAUCGGCAGUCAAACUGGACCAGCAUGUUCAGCUUAUACACAAAUCGAUGAUCCAACACGAAGUAUUUAUAACAAGGCAUCAAGUUCCUCCUGUGAUAACGAAGCAAUAUUCAAUUCGACUGGCGAUGGAUCGUGGAUUCGGUUCGUUGGUACAGGUGGCACUUCCAUCCCGCUAUCAUCUGCUGGCACCAAUCAUUGUGGAGGUUACUUAUCUGGCUAUUUCAAUGAUACAUUACCAACAUCGGCAAGCCCGAUUGUAAAUGGAACAGUAUGUUUCGAUUCUCCUGCAAUAGAAUGCGGUUUUAGCCUGAAUGUGACAGCCGUCUACUGUGUUGCUGGUUUUUAUGUUUAUUUAUUACCACCUGUAGACGUGUGCAAUGCACGUUAUUGCACAAACUGA
Molecule: messenger RNA, 864 nt
Organism: Rotaria socialis
Lineage: Eukaryota; Metazoa; Rotifera; Eurotatoria; Philodinida; Philodinidae
Source: the annotation of a GenBank genome assembly